AUGGCUCGUCUCUUGUUUCUCGUAGCGAUUCUGGCGGCUGCCAUGCUGAGGGCGUCGUCGGACACGCACACGGACUGCGGGAUAGCGCAGACGGCGUUCGGUGAAUGCGUGCCGUACGUGACCGGAAAAGACCCGUCGCUCUCGGACCAGUGUUGCAGCGGCGUCAAGAGCAUCAAGGAGCUGACACCCACGGUGGAGGACCGCCGGGCGAUCUGUGCAUGCCUCGUCCAAGAACUCAAAGAUGCCGGAGGUUCUGUCGACUCGUCAAAGGCCAAAGGCCUUGCGGGGGGUUGUGGCGUCUCCACCAACGUCAUCCCCACCAGCCUCAGCUUUGACUGCUCCAAGAUUGCAUGA
Molecule: messenger RNA, 354 nt
Organism: Musa acuminata AAA Group (dessert banana)
Lineage: Eukaryota; Viridiplantae; Streptophyta; Magnoliopsida; Zingiberales; Musaceae
Product: non-specific lipid-transfer protein 1-like
Exons: 2
Coding region: 1-354 (117 amino acids)
Biological process (GO): lipid transport
Cellular component (GO): membrane
Molecular function (GO): lipid binding
Source: RefSeq, a predicted model, not a curated record